Molecule: messenger RNA, 4916 nt
Organism: Carica papaya (papaya)
Lineage: Eukaryota; Viridiplantae; Streptophyta; Magnoliopsida; Brassicales; Caricaceae
Source: RefSeq, a predicted model, not a curated record
UUUCUAUUCUUUUGUGCAGCAGUGAAAGUAUCAAAACUGAAAAAGAAGCAUUUAUUAGAUGAUGCUGUUGUAAAAACUGCUGCAAAGCUUUGUAAAGAGAAGAUUUCAGCUUACACCAAAGAUGUUGAGGAGGUUUUAAAACAUGAUGAUGUGGGAAGCAAUGACAAAUGUACUCAUGAUUCCCUUAAGCGACCGAAAGUGGAGAUAUCAAAGCUGAAAAACAAGUGUUUAUUGGAUGAUGCAGUUGCCAAAGAUGCUGCAAAACCUUGCAUAGAGAGGAUGUCGUCUUGCACUGAAGAUUUUGGGAAGGUUAUCGAAUGCCAUGAUGUUGUAGAUUAUAAUAAGCAUACUCAUGAUUCCCUUGGGAUACCAAAAGCAACCAAGGUAACAAAACCUAAAAAGAAAAAUUUAUUGGAUGAGGCAGUUGUAAAAGAUGCUAAAAAACCUUGUAUGAAGAGGAUGUCAGCUUGGGCUGAUGAUAUUUGGAAGGUUGUUGAAUGUCAUGAUGCCAGAAGUGAUGAUAAGCCUAUUCAUGAUUCCCUCAGGAUGCCUAAAGCAGUGAAGGUACCAAAGCUGAAAAGGACGCGUUUAUUGGAUGUUGUGGCGGUAAAAGAUGUUGCUAAACCUAGCACAGAGGGUAUGUCAGCUUGCUGUGAAGGUUUUGAAAAGGUGGUUGAGUGCCAUGAUGUUGAAAGUGUUGAUAAGUGCAGUCAUGAUUCCCUUAGGAGGUCAAAAGCAACCAUGGUAUCAAAACCGAAAAGGAAGUGUUCAACAGAUGAUGUAUCUCCAUCUCAUUCUAUGAAGCUUCUGAAAGUAGAGAAUGGUUUUAGCAAGAAGACUGCAUGUAAAAAGGUUGAGAUUAGAAAGGCCAAGGCUAAUAAAUCUAGAACACUAAAUUCCUGCCCUAAAUCUGAUGGAUGUGCUCGAUGUUGCAUCAAUGGCUGGGAAUGGCAUGCCUGGUCACUGAAGGCAAGUCCUGCUGAAAGAGCUCGUGUUAGGGGAAUUCAUUAUACUCAGACAAAUUAUUUAGGUUCUGCGAGUAAGAUAUCUCAGUGGUCAGUUGUCAAGGGUCUUUCUGCAAGAACAAAUAGGGUGAAGCUGCGGAAUCUUCUUGCUGCUGCCGAGGGUGCUGACCUCUUGAAAGCUACUCAACUGAAAGCAAGGAAAAAGCGUUUACGAUUCCAAAGAAGUAAGAUACAUGACUGGGGUCUUAUUGCUCUGGAACCAAUUGAGGCAGAAGAUUUUGUCAUUGAAUAUGUAGGAGAACUAAUUCGUCCCCGGAUAUCUGAUAUACGGGAGGCUCAGUAUGAGAAGAUGGGUAUUGGCAGCAGUUACCUUUUUAGACUUGAUGAUGGUUAUGUGGUUGAUGCGACAAAACGUGGUGGGGUUGCUAGGUUUAUAAACCAUUCUUGUGAGCCCAAUUGUUACACGAAGGUUAUAAGUGUUGAGGGGCAGAAAAAAAUUUUCAUUUACGCUAAGCGACAUAUUGCUGCUGGUGAGGAAAUUACUUACAAUUACAAGUUUCCUCUCGAGGAGAAGAAGAUUCCCUGCAACUGUGGUUCUAAAAAGUGUCGUGGUUCAUUAAACUAGAAGUAAAUUUUGUUUCCUUUGCAGGGCCAUUAUCUUGGGUUAUGUUAUCACAUUGUGGAGUUGGCAGUAAUUGAUGUCCUAGAUUUUAUCUGCUCCAUUUCAGAUAUAUCAGUCUAUGAACUAGCAUUUGGCUAUUCAACUGGUCUACGAAUGACUAAUCAAGUUAUCCAUCACGAUAGUCAAUGCAGAUUGGAAAUUUUUAAAGGCUGGCCUAUAACAUCUGGUUUGUUUGUCUACAUGUGGAAGAAGAAUUACUUGACUCAUAUCCGUUCUUGUAGAUAGCUCUGUUGCAGAUGAGUUUCUCCUCUUAGAAAACUGUAGAUCCACUUAUUAUUUUCUUUGCUCACAUGAGAACUUUUUGGAAUACUAAUUCUUUUGUACAGACAUGCAUUGUUAUUUUAUUAAUCAAUAUAAGAAAAUAUACAAGAUGAAUUAUUCAAUGAUUCUACACAUAGAAAAUUGUUCUGUCUGUUACACCAUCUGUUUAUUUAAUUCCUAAAUUUCUGAUUUGAUCAACAAUUAAAGCCACUUCUUUAUGAGUUUUGGGACUAAGUCAUAGAGAUGCACUGAUGACACGGAUCUGAAUUUACUUACUGCUUGUGUACUUUUCAUGAAUGGCAUUUGUUGAGUGCCAUGACUUUAUGAGGAGCCCGUCAGUACACUGUGAUGCAUGGUUUUAAGCUGAGACUUGCUGCGCGCUCUUUAAGUGUAGUUUAACAUUGUUAUUCUUGUAUUAGUCUUAACAUGAAUGCGGAACAUAAUUUGUAUUUUUAUUUGCUGCCACCUCUAUUUUAAAUUACUUGAUGGUGGGAAUUCAAUUGUUAUGUUUGAGUUCGUACCAUCAAGAAAUUCAAGUUAUGCGAAUGCUAAAGACUAAUACGAGAUUUAUAACGAGAAAUUGUCUAGAAAUGGAACCAAAUGCAACUUUUGGUUGCAUGGGGAUAAUGUUGGUAAAUAUCAAGGUAAAUUGUCGUCAAGUUAGUGCGAUAGAAUAAAAUUCCUAGGCUUUAACGGCGAUAACUUGUUUUGAAAAAUUGAAUUUUUUUUUUCUUCUGUGAAGAAUGAAAAUUAGUCAGCAGCUGCAUAGGGUGGGUGCAUCUCAAUACAUUUGAUUACUAAUGUUCCGCGUUAUCUUCUUCACCUCUGCACUUCCAAACAUUUAUUUAUUUCUUUGGUUGCAGGGGUAGAUCAAAUUAGAAUUACCACCCAUGGCCGUCGGGGCAAAGUUUCUCUUUAUGCCCUUUGGUACGUAUUUUCUUAUUUAUUUAUUUUCUUUAUUUGAGUUUAUCAAUUUUUAGGCCCAGUUGCUGCAGUGAAAGGAUUUUUGAAAAUUAAGAUAGGUACCUUUUUUUUUUCGUUUUCUUGAAAAUAGAAUAUCUUGUGUAGUUUGGAUAUUACUGCAGAAAAUGUUUUUCACCAAUUGGCAUGCAAAACAUCAAAAGUAUUUUGGAAAGAAUAUGCUUGGAAAACAUGCUAAACAAUAAACAUAACACUUCGUAAUAUUUUAUGUUGUUUCUUUAAGAAGCUAAUAAGAUAAUUAUUCAAAAUUAUAGUAGUUGUAUGCUCAUGUACAGAUUGUGUUAUUUUUGUAAGCAAAAAAUUAAUGAAAAACGGUGGAAAAAAUCUGCCAAUAGAAAAGAAAAAAAUAGAGCAUUACCAAAAAUGAGAAAGGGAGAUGGUAAAAAUGGUAUCCCAAAAAAAGAAAAGAAAAAAGAGGAACACAUUUUGAUUUGGGGAUGAAAGAAACGUAUCAAGUAUGUGACUUAAAAGUUUUUUUUGUUUGGGGAUGGUUUUUCUUCAUUUUGAUUUGAUUGCAGGAGUUCUUCCAGUUGAUUUUUCUUGUCUUUAAUCCAACAAUAAUUAUCUUAUCUUUAGAUUGAGUUUCUAACUUUCAUCAAGUCAUUUUGUGUGAACCAAACAGAGCCGUGGUUGAAAUUCCUUGAAUUUUACAGCAUUAAAAUCUUGGCUGGCAAAGCAAGCAAGUAAAAUGCCAAGAAACCCUUAAAUGUUUCUGUAAACGAGUGACACCCCUUGGUGCCAAUGAUUUAAUAUUUUUGUUAUGCUUUUUGUUUAAAAAAUCAUGAAACAUAAAAAAAAAAAAAAAAAAGGAGGAUAAAACUGCCAAAAAGUUUCCCUUCUGCCAAGAGGAGUUAAAAUGAGAAAGUCUUGUCAGAGUGCUUCUCAACCUUAAGUGUUCAUCACUUACGACUGCUUCACAAUUUCACCAAAUAAUUGGUAGCCACUUGUGCUUAAACAAAUAGAGUCGGUAUAUUUCCAAGGACGAUUUUCUCAUAGUCAAGUAGACUCGGUGAUAAUAGUUCUCAUGAAAAUGAACACCUAAUAAACAGUAAGUUACAACCAAAUCGUCAUAAUGGGAAUGUACCCUACGGUAAAAGCUUAUAUAUAUAUAUAUAUAAAAUAUUUAAAAUUUUAGGUUUUAGGGUUAGAACUACUGUACUUAAAUACCCUUCAUUUCUAGCUCUAUGCUGCACGACAUGAUUAUUUCCCUAAAAAAUGACAUAAAAACCAACGGCUAAGAAUGAAAGAGAACGUACCACACAGGGUUGGGAAAUGAAGUUACGGUUUUAUAUUUAUUUAUCAUUGCACCAUUGGAAAUGCAUUAAAAUUAAAGAUGAUGUGAAUAAAGCUUGGUGUGAGUGUAAUUGAGGUAUUAUUAUAGUGCUAUUGAUUUUUCAAAUGAUCCCUUUUUGAGGAGGUGGUAACUAAUUUCAACAUGAACUGUGUGACAAGAAAUGUUUGCCUUCUUACUAAUUACUAUAUGCAAGUAGUGUUUGCACAAAUAGUACUCUAUAUUAAGAGCCAGCUGACAUAAUUAUUCGCAUCCAAUGCGAUGGAGAUUCGAUCAUCUCAAAAGGUAACAAAUCUGAAUCCAUGGGAUCUAUGCCCCUCAUUUGUACUUCAGGAUAUAUAUUUGGAUUUAGUAAAUUCUUUUUGUAGAAAUUAUUUAGAAUGAUAUAGUUUUUAUAUUUGGUUCAAGCAUAAGAACAUAGAAACCCAAUCUAGGGUUAAAACAAUUCUUUUUAAAUUACGAAUUUGGUUCUAAUCUUCUAAUUCUAUUUGAAAGACCAGAAAUAAUUUUUUAUGUUUGAACUAAAUAUAAAAGUUAAAAGAUUUCUAAAUAACAUUACAAAAAUAAUUUAUUUCUUUCGAAUAUAUCCACAAGGUCUAACUUUUUAUCAUAUGUUUGGGUUUGGACAGGGUGGUCAAGAGAAUAGAAAGAAUUUUCUUAGGUUGGAAGGCCUCGAUGCGCUAGUAUGUGUGUAAUGCUGAAAAAGUCCAAUGUACUAAAAUUGAUCUUAGUUUCC